Papaver somniferum (opium poppy) is the source of this 378-nucleotide messenger RNA. Its product is annotated as transcription initiation factor IIB-like. The record is from RefSeq and is a predicted model, not a curated record. Gene Ontology annotation, molecular function: TBP-class protein binding. The transcript has a single exon. Gene Ontology annotation, cellular component: nucleus; transcription preinitiation complex. Gene Ontology annotation, biological process: transcription preinitiation complex assembly; DNA-templated transcription initiation. Bases 1 to 378 code for a protein of 125 amino acids. Lineage: Eukaryota; Viridiplantae; Streptophyta; Magnoliopsida; Ranunculales; Papaveraceae.
AUGGAGGAAUCUUACUGUUCAGAUUGCAAAAGUGUUACAGCCGUGAUAUCUGAUCAUUCUACCGGAGACACGAUUUGUUGCGACUGUGGACUCGUAUUAGAAGACCACUUAAUUGAUGAAACAUCUGAAUGGAGAACAUUCGCUGACGAACCAGCUAAUAAUGAUCCUCAUCGUGUUGGGGAUAAAUCAAAUCCUCUGCUGUCUAAUAAUGGUCUAACCACAUUGAUUUCCAUGCCUAAUAAGGGUGGCGAAUAUCCCUCUUCUAAUUCUUUUAGGCGGUUUAAUCAAGCAAAUAUGAAAGAUCCUGACAAGGGCCUUAUCGAGGCGUUCAGGCGAUUGAGGCGAUGUCUGACAGAUUGGGUCUUGUUUCUACUAUAA